This is a messenger RNA of Ixodes scapularis (black-legged tick), 972 nucleotides long. RefSeq names its product PRELI domain-containing protein 1, mitochondrial (gene prel). Gene Ontology annotation, biological process: phospholipid transport. The record is from RefSeq and is a predicted model, not a curated record. Gene Ontology annotation, molecular function: phosphatidic acid transfer activity. The coding region runs from base 1 to 618 and encodes 205 amino acids. Gene Ontology annotation, cellular component: mitochondrial intermembrane space. The transcript has 3 exons. NCBI's taxonomy places the organism in Eukaryota, Metazoa, Arthropoda, Arachnida, Ixodida, Ixodidae.
AUGGUGAAGUUCUACGAGCGGAGGGACACGUUCAAGUUCACCUGGGACCAAGUGGCGCAGGGCUUCUGGGCCAGGUACCCCAACCCGUACAGCACUCAUGUCCUGACGGAAGACAUCGUCAGCCGCUAUGUGGAGGGCGGUAAACUGUUCACAAAGCGCCUCCUCACAAAGACCAACCCGAUGAACCGGCUGCCGAAGUGGGGGGAGCGGUUUGUGGGCACCAAGUCGGUGCGCAUCGUCGAAGAGUCGGUUGUGGACCCUCGUAGCCGAACUCUGGUCACCUACACACGCAACAUAGGUCUCCAACACAUCAUGUCAAUCGAAGAGAAGUGUGUCUACCGGCCGGCUCCAGACAACCCGAAGCACACGGUGGUGGAGCGCAGAGCCUGGGUUUCCUCUUCCAUCCUGGGCUUCUCGUGCGCCAUCCAAGCAUUUGGUGUGGAGCGCUUCAAACAGAAUGCGGCCAAGGCCUCCAAAGGCUUUGCCUACGUCCUGGAGCGCAUGUUUCCAGGGACCCAUCCCGCAGACAAAGAGUGGCUUCGUUCCAAGCUGGCCACGGAGCUUGCCAAGGCCAAGGCGGUGCCACUGGUGGCUGCCGCCGGCUACAACAACAACUAGCAGCAGCCCACAAGGGUUGCCCGGCACUGCCAGAGUACUCUUUACUGCUGGGACUCGAUUUUGAGUGGUUAACAGGGAGGGGGGGGGGGGGGGGGGGGGGAAGCCAUUUGAUGCUCUUGUGCCAAGUAGAGUGUAGCAUUCCACUGAAAGCUGACACAAUGUGCUGUAACUGCCGGAGCAAUGUUUGAUGGGAAAUGGAUGCUUUAUUGGAAUCGGUGCCUUCGUGGGGCACACGCAGGAGUUGGGAUGGGGGUCACUGUUUUGUCUUUUGUUUGUAUGCCAUUUGUUACUGAGACUGUUGUGUAUAGCAGCCGUGUAUAAUAAAAUUGCUGUAUUUUAUGGGCGUACAGUUAA